AUGGAUACCCUGGACACCCUAGCAAUGGACCACCAUUGGGUCCACGGUUCCAUGACCAGACCCUUUACUGCCAUCGUUACCCUAUACAUGGGCCAGCAAUUGGCACUUGAGCUUGCCGUGCAGGAGAUAGUCAGUGUCGUGAAUGAAGUGUAUUAUGGCGGUGAUAGUGACCUUGACGAAUAUCUGAGAGACCUUUGGAGCACAAUAAUUCACACAUCCCGGAAAAUCCCUCGAGAGAAACCCCAUGAGCCCCCCGACGUCCCAACAGCACUCCAAGUCCGUCUCGCAGCCCUUCUCUUCACUCUCAAACACCAGAUAGACCCAGCGCCGAUGCCCACGACCCACCUGCAAUCCCCCAUCAAUGCCCGUCGGGACCUGUCCUGGAGGCAGCUGCCGCUGUUCGAGGAGACGGUUCACGAAGCGCUGGAUGACGAGCCGGGGAGGCGGGCAGGGUUUACCAAGGUCGAGACGGAAGGGUGGGUGAACUUCAUGGCGUUUUUGGCGCUGAUCACGAAGGAGAGGAUUGUUGGGUUGGAGCACGUCGGCAUCGUAGUCUUACGGUGGGCAUUGGAGGAGAGGCAUGACGUUUCGUUGACGCUUGAUUCGAGUGGUGGGAAAGUGGAUGAGCCGACGCGGUUGAAUGUCUUUGUGGCUGCGGCCGCUAUCUGGGCGGUUGUGAUGGGGGAGGAACUGUGGGAACGAAUGGGCGAGAAGACUGAGUCGAUCGUGGGCUUGUCUCUGGGACCUGCGCCUAAACAGCUUGUCGGGAAAAUUCCUAAACGGCGUUGGGAGAUGUGGAUUGACCGUCUUCAAUUUCUAAGUCUGCGUGAAGACCUUAAAAUAUGUACAAGAGAGCUGGCGGCAGAAGCCGCUGCCGUCAUGUUGCGAGUUCUAUAA
Messenger RNA from Aspergillus alliaceus, 897 nucleotides. RefSeq names its product DUF3632 domain-containing protein. The record is from RefSeq and is a predicted model, not a curated record. Bases 1 to 897 code for a protein of 298 amino acids. NCBI's taxonomy places the organism in Eukaryota, Fungi, Ascomycota, Eurotiomycetes, Eurotiales, Aspergillaceae. The transcript has 2 exons.